Molecule: messenger RNA, 2098 nt
Organism: Rhincodon typus (whale shark)
Lineage: Eukaryota; Metazoa; Chordata; Chondrichthyes; Orectolobiformes; Rhincodontidae
Gene: neflb
Product: neurofilament light chain b
Exons: 4
Coding region: 8-1687 (559 amino acids)
Biological process (GO): neurofilament bundle assembly
Cellular component (GO): postsynaptic intermediate filament cytoskeleton; cytoplasm; intermediate filament
Molecular function (GO): structural constituent of postsynaptic intermediate filament cytoskeleton
Source: RefSeq, a predicted model, not a curated record
CCCAGCCAUGAGCACCGCAAGCUACGAGUCCUACUUCCACAGGAGGCGCUAUGGAGACAGCGCAGCGCCCAGGACCUACGGAGCUGUCCAGCAUUUCAGGAGCAACUACGGCGGCAACGUCAAAGCGGUGUACAGCUCGUACUCCAGCCCUGCCUUCACGGCGAGGAAGGCCCACAGCAUCUCGUCGGCCCUGGACAACUUCGACCUGAGCCAAGCCAGCGCGGUGAGCAGCGAGUUCAAGGCGGUGAGGACCCAGGAGAAGGCGCAGCUGCAGGAACUCAACGACCGCUUCGCCAGCUUCAUCGAGAAGGUCCACGAACUGGAGCAGCAGAACAAGGUGCUGGAGGCCGAGCUAUCCCUGCUCCGCCAGAAGAACGGCGGGCCGUCCCGCCUCAAGGGCAUCUACGAGCAGGAGCUGCGGGAGCUGAGGUUGGCACUGGACGACGCCAGGCACGAAAGACAGGCAGCCCAGAACGAGAGGGACCACUUGGAGGAAAGCGUCAAGAACCUGCAGGCCCGCUACGAGGAGGAGCUGCUCAACCGGGAGGACGCCGAGGGUCGCCUGAUGGAAGCCAGGAAGGGCUCGGAUGAAGCGGCGCUGGCCAGGGCCGAAGUGGACAAAAGGAUCGAGAGCCUGAUGGAUGAGAUCGCGUUCCUGAAGAAGAUUCACGAGGAGGAGAUCGCCGAGCUGCAGGCUCAGGUCCAAUACACCCAGGUGUCCGUGGAGGUGGACGUGGGCAAGCCGGACCUGUCCUCUGCCCUGAGGGAGAUCCGGUGCCAGUACGAGAAGGUGGCAGCCAAGAACAUGCAGUCCGCCGAAGACUGGUACAAGAGCCGGUUUGCCGUGCUGGCCGAGAACGCUUCCAAGGACAACGACGCGACCAGGCAAGCCCGGGACGAGGUCAUCGAGUACCGGCGUCAGGUCAAAGCCAAGACCCUGGAGAUCGACGGCGUCAGGGGAAUGAACGACGCCCUGGAGAGGCAACUGCUGGAACUGGAUGAGAAACAGGGCGGAGAGAUCAGUGCCUUACAGGAUGCCAUCAGCCAGCUGGAGAAUGAACUCAGGACCACCAAGAAUGAGAUGGGCCGCUACCUGAAAGAAUACCAGGAUCUGCUGAACGUGAAAAUGGCCCUGGAUAUUGAGAUCGCUGCUUACAGGAAACUGCUGGAAGGAGAGGAAACGCGCAUUAACUACGCCAAUGUGGGCAGCUUGAUCGGCAGCUACUCCCAGACUGCCGCUGCCCCGGUCUACAGCCGCUCUAGUUACUCCCUUCAGACCAGCGCCUACGGAUUGUCCAGCAGACCCGUCCUGUACAGUUCCUACGGUAGCAGCAGUCAGAUAGAGGAGGAGGAGGAGGAGGUGGUGCAGCAGACCCGCGCUUUGGCAGCACAGCUGGAACCCCCAGCGGACAAGGCAGAAGACAUGGAAGGUGAAGAGCAGGAAGGAGGAGAAGGAAAUGGUGAAGAGGCAGAAGCAAAGGAGAAUGGAGAGAAAGAGGAAGAAGAGGAAAAGGAAAAUGGAGAGGAGGCAGAUGAGGAAAAGGAAGAUGAGGAGAAGGAGGAAGGUGAGGCUGAAGGAGAGAAGAAAGAAGAGGAAGAAGAAGGGAGUGACAAACAGGAAGAAAGUGAAGAAAAAGGAGAAGAUGCUGAUGAACAGAGUGCAGGGAAGGAGGAAGAGAAGAAGUAGGCAGGCCAAAAUAUGGUCAACAAGGUAUUGAAUUCAAAGAGUGGGCAAACAAGUCCAGCCAUCCAAUCAAAUCUGAGCCAAAGAUACAAUACAAAGAUGAUCCACUGAAAGUUUAUGCUUUAUGUGUUAAGAUUGACUCCAUAAAUAAUUUAAGAAAAACAAAGAAAUGCUCGUGCAGAUUGUGAAUUUAAUGAUGCAUAAGCAUGGUUAACUUUUGAGGAAUGCAAGCCAUGUGAUGUAUAGAAAUUCUAAAGUACCUGGUUAUAUUAUCUUGUCAUUAUGCAGUCAUUGUUAAACAAGGAUCAAUGUACAAUUAUCUAGAAAAGUAACACAGGACAAUAUGAUGCAAUUUUGUGACAGGGUCAAUCACAAUGGAUGGUGCAAGCGACAAUAAAUGCAACUCGCAGCAAA